AUGGCUUUGCAACCGAAACAUUCAUUGAAUGACCAACCGCUCGUCAAUGAUCAAAACGGAAAAGAGGAGCCUUCAAACACACCAUCAGUGGUUCAGGAAGAGGAAGCAAUUCCUAUUGGUUCAGAAAUUGUUGAUGUUCAAGAAACAUCUAUCAAUGCUUCACCAUCCGAAAUAAUUACAGAAGAUCAUGAGAAGGAAGCUCAUGUUCCAUCAAAAUUUAAAGGAGUGCCAUAUUACCGAAUGGACAUUGAAGAAUUGUAUUCUACUCUAUUAUCAGCAGAUUUUCAGUCAGAGCCAAUUUUACAAAAUACGAGUGACGUCACAGAUCAUCCCGAAGCAACGUCACACCAAGAAGAAAACUCGUUAAGAUCAAGUCAAGGUCACAUUAAUGGUACAACUCAUAGGUCGAAUUUUGGGUCACAUAUUUUCGAAGAAACAGGACUAAUUGACGAACAAGUAAGACGCCAGCGAGAGAAGUAUGGCGAAAAUAAUCUUUUCACAAAAUUAGUGGAAAAAUCAAACUCUAAAUUAUCAUUUUGGAGAGUAUUUAUUAGCGAGGUGCGAGAGCCAAUGAUUUUACUGUUAUUCAUCGUGGGAAUUUUAUACGUUAUUUGGGAUGAUUCUAUUUGGAAUGGAUUGGUCAUAUUUAUUUGUAUUAUAUUGAUGGUAAUUGUAGAGGUGAUAAAUGAAUAUAGGUCAAAGAAAGGGGUUCAGCAGCUGAAAUCUACUUUUGAAAUGUCCAAGAAAUGUACAGUAAGAAGAAACAGAGAGUUAAAAAUUAUUAAUGUGACAGAGCUUGUGCCAGGAGAUGUCAUACGUCUAAACGUGGGUCAAGUUUUACCCGCAGAUGUGAGAUUAUUUAACACAGAAAGCAAAAAAAUUAAUAUCCAGGUUGAUCAAUCGGCUCUCACUGGAGAAUCUCUAUUGUGCAACAAACACGGAGAUGUUAUUAACACAACAAAUGAAAUUUCCACGAUAGAAUGCAAUAAUAUUGUGUUUGCAGGGACGUACGUUGUGAAAGGGAAGGCAUUCGGAGUUGUGAUCAGCACAGGGUGUGACAAUACUCAACUUGGGUCCGUUUUGAAUUUGCUUGAAAAAGCCAACGAGAAAGAAAAGAAAACCGAACUUCAAAAAACCAUGAAAGAAUUGGCAAAAUAUUUAACAAUUGCUUCAAUAUCUAUAACGGCUAUUAUUGUAAUUGUGGGCUGGAUAAGAGGCUUCGAAUGGAGGAGAAUGCUGUUAGCAGGCCUUUCCGUAAUGUUCGCAACGAUACCAGAAGAGUUACCUAUCAUUAUUAAGAGUGUACUUGCGCUGGGAUCUUUGCAAUUAAGUAAGAAGAAUCUUCUCAUCAAAAAACUUCAUGUACCUGAAUCGAUGGCCACAACUACCCAUAUUUUAACAGACAAGACAGGAACCAUGACCAAAAAUUGUCUUCAAUUGACUGAGGUCCAUCAACUAGACGAAAAUGGAAAUCUGUCUUGUGUAUACAGACACAAGACAAAACGUGAAAACACAAAAUUUUUAUCAGAUUGGAUUUUGGAUUGGCUUCUAGCUGGAAGCUCUUUUAGUUCUGGCGUUGACGAGCUCGACGAUCCAUUCGAAAAAUCUGUAGUGGAAGAACUUUCGACAUUAGGAGACACUUUCACAAAAAUCCUCGAAAGACGGAAUCAAAGUCAUGUCAAACUCAUGGAAGAAAUUUGUUUCGAUCAUCAAAAAGGUUUCUCUUCGAUUGUCCUAUCCUCGGACAUGUCAUCCAAAAUGAUCUAUUCCAAAGGAAUUCCAGAAAAAAUUUUAGAUAUCUGUAAUCGCUUUCAAGCAUCUUCUGACAGAAAUCUCGUUUUGGAGCUAUCAGAGGAUAGUAAACAAAGCCUUACCAACUAUUUAGAAAAAGCAACAGCACGAGGAAUGCGGGUAAUUGGACUUUGUAGAGAAAAUGACAACUCUGAACGAAUUUUCACAUGCUUGUUGUCAUUCAUCGAUCCAAUCCGGCCUGGAGUGAAGCAAGCUAUUAAGCAAUGUAAAGAAGCUGGAAUCAGGGUUGUUAUGAUCAGUGGCGACCACACAAACACAGCAGUAGCAGUUGCUGAUGAAUGUGGUCUCUUACAAUUCCAUCCAAAAAAAGGUGCUGACGAAGAAGAAGAAAUUGAGCUUGGGGAAUCUGCUUCUGAAAAGAAGAAACAAUGUAUUGAAGGCAAAGAUGUGGAUGAAAAUGUAGAUUUUGACAAUGAGGUUUGUGUAGUUUCAAGAGCUACACCAAAAAACAAGUACGAUAUUGUUGACUUAUUGAGAAACAAGUAUAACUAUAAUGUAAUUGUCAGUGGAGAUGGAAUUAACGAUGCCGCUGCUCUAGCCAAUGCGACAGUUGGAGUAGCUAUGGGUAAAAGCGGAGUAGAUCUGGCAAAGGAAUCAGCUGAUGUUAUUCUCACCGAUGAUAAUUUCUCAACCAUUGUGACAGGAAUUAUAGAAGGACGAAAGCUCUAUGAAAAUCUUAGAAAAUCCAUUCAAUUCUAUCUCUCUUGCAAGAUGACUCUUGUUUCAUUAUUUAUUGUAAAUAUCAUCAUUGGAGGCUCGAAAUACGUUCCAUUCAUUCCUAUGGAUCCCAUUCAGAUCAUUCUACUGGAAUUAUUUAGUGAUAUUGGAGCAGCCACUGCGUUUGUUAUUGAAAGCGAGGAAGAAGACAUUAUGAAAAAACCUCCCAAAAAAGACAAACAAUUUGUGGAUGCCACUUUUCUAUGUCACAUAGCUACAGGCUCAGCAUCAUUAUUUAUUUCAGUGUUACUAUCCUAUUUGAUUGGAGCAUUUUUAUUAGGACCAAUGUACAAUUUAGAUUCAAAAGCUCAUGAACAAUAUUCUCAAUCAAUGGCAAUGAUGGCGUGGCUCAUUGGACAUGUCACACUUGCAUUCAACAUGAGAACUACUACAUCUCCCCUAUUCAUUCAUGGGUUGUUCACAAAUGUAAUGAUGAACAUUUGGAUUGCAGUUGUAGGAAUCUCUGUUUUUAUUUUACAACUUUUUACACCUCUAUCAACAGCUCUCAAGAUUCAAAAUUUGGGAUUAUUAGGUUGGACCAUUAUUUUGUUGCUCUCCGUCCUAUGCAUUUGUUGGCAAGAGGUUUACAAGUGGUUAAGAAGAGGAUUUACACUGCUGUUUCAAGGACGAGUGAUGAACGUCAGUCGUCAACUGAUGGAUUGUUUUUCCAGGCAAUAG
Molecule: messenger RNA, 3207 nt
Organism: Naegleria lovaniensis
Lineage: Eukaryota; Heterolobosea; Eutetramitea; Acrasida; Naegleriidae
Exons: 1
Coding region: 1-3207 (1068 amino acids)
Biological process (GO): intracellular potassium ion homeostasis; potassium ion import across plasma membrane; proton transmembrane transport
Cellular component (GO): membrane
Molecular function (GO): ATP binding; ATP hydrolysis activity; P-type sodium:potassium-exchanging transporter activity
Source: RefSeq, a predicted model, not a curated record